CAUACUUUUGAGGAUGACGAUGACGACGAUGAAGAGGCGGACAGGAGGCGCGGAGGGGAAGACUGGUUUGCGGGCGGCGAACGCAGCGCUAUAUCGGUGCAGAACCCGAAUCGUGGGCCUAUGCAGCCUGGCGGAGACGCGGUCCAGGAUAUUCUCCGCCGUGCAGCUGAAGCUGGGCCACCCCCUGUAGCCGUUGGCGAGACGACGCGGUCCUCGUUCUUUGGUGGAGGCCACAUGCUUGGCAGCGACGAGGUCGAGAGCGCAUACAUCCCUGAUCCCAAUGCCCCCGAGCCUGAGGAACAAGAGACUGCAAUCCGGCACGUCACGUUCUGGCGCAAUGGUUUUAGCAUCGAGGACGGCGAGCUCCUGCGGUACGACGAUGCGCAGAACCAGCAGCUGCUGGAGGCUUUGAAUUCGGGACAUGCGCCCCUCGCCAUGCUCAAUGUUCUACCUGACCAACCCGUCGAGCUGCGCAUCGCGAAGCGUUUGGACGAGGAGUACGUCGCCCCGCCCAAGGAAAGCAAGCCGUUCGGCGGCGAUGGAAAUCGGCUCGGGGCACACACGCCCUCGUUCACGUCGGCAUCUGCUUCCUCUGGCGCUGGGCCAUCUUCGGCGAUGCCCGGCUCGUUCCCCGCCGGACCGUCCUCCGCGACGGCGCACAGCGGCGCUGGGUCGAUGGGCGCAGACAGGGAGAGCGUGAUAAACAGGUUUGAGGUCGAUCAGUCGCUGCCGACGACGACGGUGCAGAUCCGGCUGGCUGACGGGACGAGAAUUCCGUGCAGGAUGAACCUGCAUCAUAAUGUUGGGGACAUCAGGAACUUUAUCAAUGCAUCUCGUCCGGAGAAUUUGGCGCGGGAGUAUACUAUCGGCACGACGUUCCCUAACCGGACCCUUGAGGACAACACUCAGUCGAUCAAAGACGCCGGCCUUGCCAACAGCGUCGUCGUUCAGAGGUGGGUGUAA
This is a messenger RNA of Coniophora puteana RWD-64-598 SS2, 963 nucleotides long. Its product is annotated as SEP-domain-containing protein. The record is from RefSeq and is a predicted model, not a curated record. NCBI's taxonomy places the organism in Eukaryota, Fungi, Basidiomycota, Agaricomycetes, Boletales, Coniophoraceae. Gene Ontology annotation, biological process: Golgi organization; nuclear membrane reassembly; membrane fusion. The transcript is spliced from 7 exons. Gene Ontology annotation, molecular function: ubiquitin binding. Gene Ontology annotation, cellular component: cytosol; nucleus. The annotation marks the transcript as partial.